CAAUCCAAUCAACAAUAUAUCUUCUUCCAAUUAAGUUGUAAUCUUUUUUUCUUCAAGUCAAUGGAAGGAAUGGAUCCCGUCCUUCUUUAUUCUCUAGAAAACGAACAAUUCACAGUUUCGUUAUCAAAGCUGCUCAAUUCCAGUGAUACAUUGAAUGCAUUUAUCAAAGAGUUUCCAAUUCAUGAAAAUUACACCAUCUUUUUCCCUGUUAAUCGAACAAUAAUGGCUUUAGCAGUGGCAUUUAUAAAAGAUGAAAUUCCUGAUAUAUCAUGUAUAGAAGACGGAUUCGAAUUGUAUAUCUUCGGCAAAGAAUAUGGCAUAAAGAAUCUUCAACAGUUAUGUACAGAGUUUAUAGAAGAAAUAAUAUCAUUAUAUCCAAGUACUGUUUGUCCCGUUCACGAUUUCGCUUGUGAACAAAAUGAUUACAACAUGCAAUUCACCUGUUGGGUGGUAUUCGAUGAAUAUUGGGAAGAAAUAUUCCAGACAGACGAUUUUCUUUGCUGCAAAGAAACAACAAUAACCAGAUUAAUCUCUCGUCCUAUAUACGAAACGUUAGACGAAUUAAGUUUGUUUGAUGCGGUUUACGAUUGGAUUAACGCAAGAAUUUUAACAGAGGAACACUUGGUGACAGAUAAAAACACCAUUCGAAAAAGAAGGAAAGAACUCAUACGACCAUUCCUUCCGAAACUUAGAUUGUUGGCAAUUGAGAAAAUCGAUAUGGAGAAUCUAUUCGAUAUGUUAGAGCUUCUGUUAACAGAACACGAAAUGCAAGCGAUUCGUGAUUUCUUCACCAGCAAAGAUUAUCCUAAUGCGGAUUUAUCAAAUUUUCCUGAAACUCUUUGUACUAAUAAGAAGGAAAGACACGACGAAAUUAAUACAUCUUUCUUUAAAUAUAAUUUUAAAUGUAAUUCUCCAAUAGGAAAAGAAAUAUCUCUCGCCGAUAACGUAGAGUUCGUUUGUCACAUACUUGUAAUGGAGGAUUGUUUCCUUACAGAUAUUUCGUUACCUAUACAUUUCAGCGAGAAUAAAAUAAUAUCCAUAGAUUUAUAUAUUUGUGAACACGCAAGUAAACAAUCUAUGGGAUUAUAUAUGUUGGAAUGUAAUAAUGAGGGAAAUGCAUAUUUAUUUCAACCACAUUUUCUAAAAAAGAACUCGAAAUAUCUCUUGUCAUCAAAAGUAUUGGAGAAUGAUGAUGAUAAACAAAUGGAUAUUCGCAUUCUCCCCGAUGCUCAUUCUUUUAUUAUUGCCGAAAAAAAGAUUUCUAAGAAUGAGAAAAUUGAAUCCUUUUAUUUCGAUGUUACUCUUUAUUUUUAAAAAAACAUC
Molecule: messenger RNA, 1323 nt
Organism: Centruroides sculpturatus (bark scorpion)
Lineage: Eukaryota; Metazoa; Arthropoda; Arachnida; Scorpiones; Buthidae
Exons: 2
Coding region: 61-1314 (417 amino acids)
Source: RefSeq, a predicted model, not a curated record